GCACGUUUGAGAUUCAUUUUCUUAAUAAAUGCCCUCCAUCAUGGGAAAAAUGCCUCAAGAACAUGCUGUUAAAAACACAAAAGAUACACUGUUUUCAUCCUAGUGAAAACAAAGACAUAAAUGAAAGCGUUUGACAGCCCACGAACCGAUGGGAGCACGUGACUGGGCCUGGGGUCAACUCCAGAACCGGUGUUUUCAAAAACAGCCCUUCCCUGUCACCUGAACGCAUCCGGACUCGAUUGGACGAACCUGGUCUUCGGGGGAUUCCGGAAGCCUCACGUGACACCAACUCUGCACCGUCGUUGGUGGGAGGCACGUGUCGGUGUCUGUGCGCUUACGUCACGGCAGAGCGUUCCAGCCAAUCCGAGAGGAGGAACGACGACUGGAGUAAAAUCUUUCUCCCGCUAGAAGCCGCGUCCCGGCUGCUCGGUGAUUAUUGUCCGCCUUGGGUUGCAGAGCAGAGGAAGUUCCAGCUGCUCUGAGCGGGGGGACGCGGUUCUGCUGCGGGACGGUCCGGGGAUCGAGACCCGCAGGAUGUCAGAAUCACCUCAGGUGUCCCACAGACUCACACCCACAAUAGAAAGCUGCCUCUCUUUAGUCGCUCGGGUUCUGGACGGAUCCAGAGUCCGAGGGGAGCGAUAAAAAGCGCGCAGCAGCUCAUUAAAGGAGCAGGUGGAGGAGCGGAGUGAUGGAGGAAAACAACCCCGAGGGCCCGCAGAACUUCCGCCAGGAGUCCAGCCGCGGCGUGUGGCCCCUACUGCAGCCGCCGGGCCACCAGAACCAGCCCACCAACUUCUACAUCGACAACAUCCUCAGGCCGGACUUCGGUCUACCGAGGACGCGCGGAAAGGAGGCCCCAGAGGCCGCGGAGCACCGCGCCGGGAGGAGGGCGCACAAACCGGGGGCCCCGAAGGCCGCGGCGGCCAGAGGAAAACAGAGCGGGGGCCCGGACCGAGGCUCGCACCUGGAGCCCGGGGACAGCGAGGGGAAGGUCCGGGCCCACGAGCAAGGCAGCGACUCCAACGCGGCCAAGCCGAUGCUGUGGCCCGCGUGGGUUUAUUGUACCCGGUAUUCGGACCGUCCGUCAGCAGGGCCCAGAUCCCGCAAACCAAAGACCGCCGCAGCUGCUCCGCGCAAGGAGGACAAGCGGCCCCGCACCGCCUUCAGCUCAGAGCAGCUGCAGCGCCUGAAGGAGGAGUUCCAGCGGAACCGGUACCUCACGGAGCAGCGGAGGCAGAGUCUGGCCCGGGACCUUGGCCUCAAGGAGUCCCAGAUCAAGAUCUGGUUCCAGAACAAGCGGGCCAAGAUCAAGAAGGCCUCGGGCGGGAAGAACUCUCUGGCGCUCCACCUGAUGGCGCAGGGACUCUACAACCACGCCGCGGCCAAGGACGGCAAGUCUGACAGCGAGUAGGACUCGAACCCACGACGAAAACCCCGAUGCAAUAAUCUAAGUUCCCAAACUACCGCAUGUUGGUGUGUUGGGGGGGAGUGGAGGUCCUGCGUUCAAAUCAAAUGCGCUCCGGCUGACGCCGUGCGCGUGAGCGCGGACAGUGGAGGGCUCAGAGAGCACGCGCUCAUUGGUCACGUGACCUCAGUGGGCCUCGAAUUGGACACAAGCGAGAGAGGAGGUUAAGUGAGAGGGUUGGAACCCGAACCCGGGCGGUUCAGACCUGCAGGUGAGCGCACGUGAAGCGGCGCAUGCGCCCAGCGGAGCGCUUCAAACUUUUAUUUUUUUUGUCACAUUCCGCACAUGAGGGGGUGAUAAACUGUUUACCACCUCCCUACUCAGGCCCUUCCCGCGCUGUCUGCUGCGAGGAGCGAACUCCGCAAUUGCGCAAACCUGCGAAAAAUCCGGGGGAAAGGACAAAAACCCGCAAAGAAGGGCUUUCAAUAGAUCUGCUUCCACCCUUUAAGCUGAAGAUCUUUGCAGUUGUCAAAACAAGAAGACUUUUUUAUUAUUAUAUUAUUAUUAUUAUUAUUUUCCUCUGCGCUGCCUUCAUCCGAGCCUUAAAGGAGUCACGAGCUCCUUCACAAAAAGCAGAAAGAUUUUGCGCUUUCUCCUUCAUGACUGGAAGCAACAAACCCAAAGACUUUUUUUUUUAAUUUUUACUACAAAGCUUCACUUUCUCUUUUCCCGUUAUACUUGAAAUAUAAAUUCUGUUUUAACCAGACAGGAACCGGAUGGUGCAUUCAAAAUUUUUUGAGUCAAAAAGAUUCUGCCUCGAGAUGUCACAAAGUCUUCGGUCGUUUCCUGCUUUGCUCUGCACUUCUUUUUCAUGCAGCGCAUUUCAAUAACAAAGCAUCACAAAGAAGCUGCGACCUCCAGGACUUGAGUUUCUGUCUGUGUCAUAUUUAGACUGAACGUUUGUGUUUUGGAUUUUACAGUUUAAUGUGAGGAAAAAAAGCAUGAAUCCACAUUUAAACAAAUAAAUAAAUACAAGUAGAAAAAGAAGGGAUAUAUAUAUAUUUUUUGUUUCCAAUUCCUCUUUUGGGAUACUUUUCUGUUUUUGUGGGUUUUGAACCUCCGAAAAACGUGUUUUGUAUUAAAAUAAACAUUUUAUUUUCUAUUUUUACCAGAGGUUAUUACAGUUUUUGUUCUAUUUCCAAAGCUUUUCAUACCAAAUUAUUCAUUAAACCAAUUUUAUUCUCUAC
Molecule: messenger RNA, 2652 nt
Organism: Oryzias melastigma (Indian medaka)
Lineage: Eukaryota; Metazoa; Chordata; Actinopteri; Beloniformes; Adrianichthyidae
Product: homeobox protein engrailed-2b
Exons: 2
Coding region: 689-1411 (240 amino acids)
Biological process (GO): multicellular organism development; regulation of transcription by RNA polymerase II; neuron differentiation
Cellular component (GO): nucleus
Molecular function (GO): RNA polymerase II cis-regulatory region sequence-specific DNA binding; DNA-binding transcription factor activity, RNA polymerase II-specific
Source: RefSeq, a predicted model, not a curated record